UCUCCCCUCUCUCCUCCCUCCCCCUCUCUCUCUACGUUCUCACGCGAUAGGCGAUUUGGAUUCCAGCCUCAACUCCGAUCGCAACGAGCGACACCAAUCCUUUGGUUGAUUUCAAAGGAGAGGUUAGGGUUUUAAUUCGAUCUUCUUCGCUCUAGGGUUAGGGUUAAGCUCCGACCUUUGUUUCUUGUUCGGCUGUUGGGGAUCUCUCUCAAUUGCUCGUGUAGAUUCUGCGAUUUGAUCGUCCGGUUUAUUGUAUGUUUAGUGGGAGAAGUUUGCAGAAAAUUCGGGUGAAAUACGGCUUCAAGUAUGCUGACAGGAGAUCGAAGAUUGGCUCCAUCACGGAAGCUCACUGUUUUGGGAAAAGUCCCAAAGCCUAUUAAUUUACCCAGCCAAAGGUUGGAAAACCACGGGCUCGACCCAAAUGUUGAAAUCGUACCAAAGGGUACACUCACAUGGGGAAGCCGACCAUCUUUGGCUGCACCGAAUGCAUGGGGUACCUCUGGUAUUUUGUCUCCUCGUACUGAUGGAAGUGCUGGCUCACCAAGCCACUGUCCAUCAUCUGGAGGAGGAACACGUCCUUCUACUGCUGGCAGUGAUAAAUCCCUUGAAUCGGUUUCUAAUGCAUGGGGCCCAAAUUCUCGUCCGUCAUCAGCAUCAGGGAUAUUAACAUCGAGCCAGGUAUCAGCAGCAGCAACACGUCCUCGAAGUGCUGAGACAAGACCUGGUAGCUCUCAGCUAUCUCGCUUUGCGGAUAAUUUAGCUGAUAACACUGCUUCGUGGGUUGCAGCAGGGUCUGCUGGGAGAUUGGGAACUGUAUUAUCCAAAAGUAGUGGGUUCACUUUGAGCUCUGGAGAUUUCCCGUCACUUGGCUCUGAUAAGAACUUUGAUACACACUCUCAACGAGGUCAUAGUUCUCAAGGGUGCCCUCUCAGCUCCCAAGGUCGUCCUGCCAGUUCUCAAGGGCGUCCUGCUUCAGCAUCUGAAGCAGAUCCAAAUCCGAAAGGGUUUUCGGAGCCUGAGCUAGAUGGUGAGGUUGCAGGAAAUAAGAGCACAAAUCACUUGGACCAUGGAACUGUUAUUAAUACCUGGAAGCCAGAUAAUCCGGCUUAUGCAGAACACGGUGCCUCACCUAACAUGGAGAACUGGCACAAUGAUCGCCAUCUGGCAUCUCCAUAUCCAAGUAUGAAUAUGCCACCUCCUCCAUAUGAUUCUUGGCAUAAUCCUUCAUUUCACCCAGCUGAAGGAUCUUGGUAUAGAGGUGGAGCAGUUGGCGGUCCCUUUAGGCCACCUGGCAGUUAUCCUAUGGAUUAUACUCAUGAUCCUGCAAGGCCAUUAUCUAAUCCGCAGUUUCCAAGUCUGGAUGCUGGUCCUUGUGGAUCCUAUCCUAACAACUGUGGACCUUAUCGUCCAUACAUGCCACCAGAACGGUACAUGGGUCCAGGUCGCCCUGAUAUCCAAGUUAGACCUGGACACUAUGUGGAACCAGUGCCCUAUGGUCCUCGCCCUAACGUUUACAAUCCUAAUGAGAGGGAAACUUCCAUAAUGGGAAUGGUUCGACCUGUUCAUAACCAAUAUCCAGUCCAACAUGAAAACAUUCAUAUGAGACCUGGUGGAUAUGCUACUGUAGAGAACAAGGAGCAGAUAAAAGCUAAUCAAGCUCAGGAAACUCAAGGGCAGUUCAGGGUUCUGUUAAAACAGCAUGAGUGCUCAGAAGACCGUGACGAACUGGAAAAGCGAGGUCACUUUGAAGCAGUUGGCUCACCACAUCAUGGAAGUGUAAACUAUUUUCGAAGUUCUAGUCAGAACGGAGAUGACGAAAUGAAGAGUCAAAUGCAGGAAACAGUAUCUCCCUGUUUUCCAGCAGAGACAGUAUCUUCUCAGACUAGUGGAGUCGUGGAUGGCCGAUCUAAAGAUGUUAGAGACUUGGUAGCCGAUUCAAGCAACAGAACUCAUGGAAGGAGGACUGAAGCUGCAAACGUCCAGACUCGUGAUCUGAACCAAUAUCCCAUAAUUAAGAAGAAUGCAACUCUGAUGGAAAAAGUGGAGAGCUUAAAUAAUAAAGCUCGAAUGGCUGACAGUCACUGUGAAAGUGGGUCAGUUUCUAGAGAGAAAUCAAUAUCUUCCAAAAAUUUAUCAAGAAUCGAUCAGUUUGCCAAAGUAGGUAGUGCUUAUGCUGGCUCUGCUGAGGCUCCUGCUGUUAAUCUUAACAUUGAAACUCCAACUAUUAAAAUUGAAGAGUUGAAUGUCUUAACAGAAGACAAAAAUAAACAAUCAACUACGGACAACAUAUUUUCCCCUGCUCCACCAAACUCUGAGGCUGCUGGUGAAGAUCCUCAUAUUGUGGGUCAUAAAAAAGUUCAAGGCACUAGAAGCAUUGAUAGUCAGACUAAAUUAAGAUCUAUCAGACAUGAUAAUGAAGAGUGGAUGAAAAAGCCUCCUGGAAGUGAAUCCUCAGUGAAUUCCAGCAGGAUGAGUGCUAAAGGAGGGACACUUGAAUUUAAUGCUUCCCAUGAGAAGCAGUUGUGCCUUGAAGUGGGUGGUGUAGAAGGAUCACAUGCAGCGUCUUCUUUGGAUCCAGUUGAUCUCGAAGCUCAGCGUGCUAAAAUGAAAGAGAUGGCAGCACAGCGUGCAAAACAGCUGCAAAGGGAGGAGGAAGAGUGGACAAGGGAACAAAAAGCAAAAGCUCGUGCAAAACUGGAAGAAUUGAACAGGCGAACAUUAGUAGAAAGUUCUAGCCUGAAGUCCAAUCGUGCUUCAUCAAAGAGUAGUGAUGUUCAGAACAAUAUCCAGGAUACUGGACCUGGUGAUAAAUUUUCUACUGAAGCUCUCUGUGGUACCACAGAUCCCCAUUCUGAAGAAAUGAAACAGGCAGUUGAUAGUGGCGGUAAGAAACCUGCACAAACUUCAAGCUCUUCUGGCCAAUCUUCUGUAGUGACAGAGGCCCGAGCUGUAUCCCCGGGACAGGAGAUCAAACCUACUGUAGAAAUUGCACUGGAAACUACUUCAGAUAUUCUACAUAACACAAUUUCCAGGCAGAAGCAGGUGGGUUAUAGAAAAAAGAAUAAUAUUCUUCUGGAAAACAGUACAGGUGGGAAGCAAACAACUUCCAGCAGUAUCGGGAACCAUAAAGAUACCGUCAAGAUUGAGGUGAAUGCAUCAAGCAAUGAUUCUUUACCUAACAACAAAGUUCCACAUGUUCAACACAAGAAAAAUAACAGGAGUGCGAGGAGCAGUGGUGAUGACAAUGAUGAGAGUCUGACAAGCUCCACUGUUUCAGCUCCAUCGAAUGUGGGAGGGAAAUUAGACAAACUCAAAGAUGAAAGUGGGAAGACCAAGCACUCAACUGCACUGGAAGAACCUAUAUCAGUGUCUUCUGAGAGGGAGAGGGAGAAUGAAACUGUAGGAACUCUGGAUUCCAGAGAAGUACCUAUGUCUGAAAGAACUGAAGAAACUCAUGGUAAAGUGAGCAAUCGCUGGAAGCCUCACCAUCCUCAUAGAAAAAACCAACAGGCUAACAAGCCAAUUUUAAAGUAUCAUCAGACUGAGGGUGUCAUGUGGGCUCCUGUGAAGUCCACGAACAAGAUUGAGAUUGAUCAAGUCAGCCAGAACAAUGCACCAAAUGGACCAAAAACAAAGAGAGCAGAAAUAGAGCGGUAUGUUCCAAAGCCAGUCGCCAAAGAACUCUCACAGCCGGAUCAACAAACAGCAGCUGCUUCUGAUAGCAGAAACGGGGAAAAGUACAAACAUAACAAGCAUGGACAGACAAAUUCCUCGUGGCGUCAACGGAGCUCAACUGGAUCUCCAUCAGUUGAAGGUUCCUCGUUUUCUGAUCAGCUGCAGACAUUAAAUAUUGACAACUUACGGAAAGAGCAGUUGACACAUACUGAUGAUGGCUGGAACGAUAAUGAGAAUCUGCUGCCAAGUGGAUCAGUGACCUCGACCGCAGCUUCAAAGAGCUAUGGAGCAAGCAGACUAAGGCGCCAGCCGUGUAAAGUACACAGAGUCUCCGGAAAUAACUAUCCUGCUUCAGAUAAUGUCGAUUCUCGAGCCUUAGGUGAUAAUGAAUCAGAAGGAAGAAGCAUCAUGAAAAUUGAUAGCCAGAAUGCUGGUAUUGAAAAUAUAAAGCCUCAUUGGCAGCCAAAAUCUCAUAGAGGUAACAGAGGGCAAAGGGCAGAGAGUGCCCCGACAGUGAUGAAUGAGGAAGAAAGAACUUCGAGCAAAAGAAAUCCUGUAGCUGAAGCAAGAGAAGCCCCCGAUCAAGAUUCUAGGAGAGAGAGAAAUGUAGUUCCUAAUCUAGAAAAAGAAGAGAUUAUCCCUGAAUUAACUCCGCAAAACAUUGGCUAUCGACAUGGACAGUACAAUGGCCGUAAUCAGAGGGGCCAUGACAAUAACUAUGGAGGUCGGAAUUUGUCUCAAGAUGGGAGCAAACAGAAAUUCCAGACAAAUGAAGAUAAGCAUAUCGAAUCUUAUGAUAAGUCUACGGGUUCUUUUCAGCAAAAUCCGAGAGGUGGUAAUGUAGCAAGUGAGGGUUCUAGGACUUCUGGACCCAGGUAUAGGGAGAGAGGCCGCAAUUUCUCACGUGGUGGUGGCCAAUUUUAGGGACGGAGGCAACAGAUGCAGUAUCCUUCACAUGGUAGUGUUACAUAUGCAAUCCAUAUGACUGGUAUGUGGUAUUAUGAUAUCAAUUAUGCUUGGAGCGGAACUCCUGCCAAUUUAAGUGGACUUUGUGCGCUGUCCUCUAAAUUUUUUAUCCCUUGGAUUCUCUUUGAGAUGUGUGUUGAUGAGCGAUAUAGGUCUUGAGAAAGAUAGCCUUGCACAGCACACAUCUCAAAUAACAAACAGAGGAUAAGUUGGUGGAAUGAGCUUUCAGUCCACUUACGUUUGUUCUACAUUUAUAUUGCUUUCUGAAGUAUCUAUCUGUUUCCAAACUGAGCCCAGGAGGAUCUAGAGCGAUAUUCGGAUGGAUCCGUUUACUUACGAGCGAUGUUGUUGCUGGAGUUUUUCAGGAUGGAUUGCUUUUGUUGUUCCACACCCACUUUAUAUAUUAACAGGAAACCGAGGUUCUUGAUUUAAUCUUUUUCCUGUGGGAUUUUUGAUUUAGAUUUUAAUCCACACGUGUAAUCGCUUUGAACUCCACUUGUGCGUGGAGCUUUGUAUAGAGAGAAUUAAUCGCUGAGUUGGGCGGGCAUGUCAAAUCCUUAACCUAUGUUUUGCGUCCCUGUUCUCACUAAUUUCUUGGUUGCGGCUUGUGUGUAAUCUCUGUGAUGUAGUUUGUGAAAGGAUUGGAUGAUGUUUGGGGGCCUGAGGGACAAUUUAGUUUUGUACAACUUCUAUUUAUAUGAGAUCUUGUUUGGCAUGUUGAUGCUUUUAUGUC
Asparagus officinalis (garden asparagus) is the source of this 5374-nucleotide messenger RNA. RefSeq names its product protein MODIFIER OF SNC1 1-like. The record is from RefSeq and is a predicted model, not a curated record. Lineage: Eukaryota; Viridiplantae; Streptophyta; Magnoliopsida; Asparagales; Asparagaceae. Gene Ontology annotation, biological process: epigenetic regulation of gene expression. The transcript has 9 exons. Bases 307 to 4599 code for a protein of 1430 amino acids.